Messenger RNA from Helicoverpa zea (corn earworm), 591 nucleotides. It is a transcript of the gene CPG22, whose product is annotated as cuticle protein 16.5. Lineage: Eukaryota; Metazoa; Arthropoda; Insecta; Lepidoptera; Noctuidae. The transcript is spliced from 2 exons. Bases 15 to 437 code for a protein of 140 amino acids. The record is from RefSeq and is a predicted model, not a curated record.
CAUACUACAUCAAAAUGAUCGCUAAGUUCGCCGUAAUUCUCUGCCUGGUCGGCUUGGCUUGCGCCGGCGGCUGGGGUGGUGGCCUAGGCUACGGCUCAGGCCUUGGCUACUCCUCAGGCCUCGGCUACGGCCUCGGGUAUUCCGGCUACGUAGCACCCGCAUACACAGCUCCCAUCGUCACUAAGGCCGUUGUUGCGGCUCCCAUUGUAACCAAAGCGGUUAUCCCUGCAGUUUCGUAUGCACCAGCGGUUUCUACCGUCUCCCGUUACCAAGUACACUCGUCUCCUAUUGUGAAGUCUUAUGUAGCUCCUGCUGUGUCUUACGCGUCUUAUGCUUCUCCUUACUCUGUUUCUUACGGUGGCCAUGGAUACGGUGGUCUUGGGUACGCCGGCUACGGAGGCCUCGGCCACGGUUACUCUUCCAAGUACCUUUGGUAAGAUGACGGACAGAAAUUGUAUAUAUGUACUUAGCAAAAUUGAUCACUCUGUAUCUUGUUGUAAAUUGUAAAUAUUAUUGUACUUCUCUCUGUAUAGUAUGGCUGUUUUAAUUUAUAGCAGAUUUAUGUUUCUUUUUUUAUGUGUUCAAUAAAUU